Molecule: messenger RNA, 14819 nt
Organism: Mya arenaria
Lineage: Eukaryota; Metazoa; Mollusca; Bivalvia; Myida; Myidae
Product: dynein axonemal heavy chain 5-like
Exons: 81
Coding region: 95-13951 (4618 amino acids)
Biological process (GO): microtubule-based movement
Cellular component (GO): dynein complex
Molecular function (GO): dynein intermediate chain binding; dynein light intermediate chain binding; ATP hydrolysis activity
Source: RefSeq, a predicted model, not a curated record
UGGGGUAGCCGGGUGUUCUUUUAGUAAAAAUAGAAGUAUUUGUAGUUAAAGUGUAGACGUUAGCUAUAGGAGUUAACUUUAUUACAUUCGGACGAUGGCAGAUGUAGAAACGGACCCGGGGCCCGGGGAAAAGGAGGCUAACAAGCCCCCGAGCCCAAAGCCGGACACAGAACAAGGGGAGGUUGGCCCACCACUUGUGUCCACUACCAAGAAAGAUGAAAAGAAGAAACCAAUGCCGUCAAAAACAGCAGCUGCGGCAAAGGGGCCGGCCAAGAAAAAUGUGGUCCUUACUGGUGAGGCUAUGAAGGAGAUGCAGAAACAGGCUCGACAAGUUCGAGAGGAGCGCAAGUCCCAGAAUGCAAUGUUGGUUGAUGCACGACACAAGCACAUCUUCAAGCAGGUGGGAGAUGCCCUCGGCCUGGAGGACUCCCAAGUGGAAGACCAUAUCCUGUCUGACGAAAAUUUUGGGUUGUUUGAGAAGUUUUUUGUUGUGGACGGUACGAGGAAGCUCAUGUUUUUCUACCAGGAUGUCCAGAAGGCGAGCUCUUCCACGCCCACCAAGAAACUCUUCCUGACCGGUGGUGAUACUGAGGGAUGUCGCGGAAUGUGCCUGUACUUCUUGCGUACAACCAACAAAGCGAUCCAGCCAAACAACAUCGGCAAUGAGGUGAACUUCGGCAUGAUGGAUUGUACAAGUGGCAAGAUAUUGAAGGGGCUGGAAGGGCACCUGUCCAAUGUUGUCCUGCCUGCACUCCGCUCACUGGAGCAAUGGGGUGACAUGGAGAAUGGCAAGGGGAACAAUGCACAGAUCGAGGAUUUCCUGGAACAAUUGGAGAAAUUCAUUACCAACCUGAUGGCAGCACUCUCCAACAUGGAGGGACAGAUCAAACUGGAGGAGAACGGCAUCAGUACCAUUAUUGAUGGCAUCGAGUCCCCUGCUGACUACCAGUCUGUCGCGGGAAACACAGAGUACCUUGAGAAGCUUGAGAACCUGUGUGAGCAGUGGUCGAAGCAGAUUGAACAGGUGCUUGCCGAGAGUGAACAGAUGAGACGGGAGGCUGACGACAUCGGGCCUACGGCAGAACUCAACUACUGGAAGUCACGCAUGGCCAAGUUCAACAACCUGUUGGAGCAAAUGAAGAGCCCACGUGUGAAGGCUGUUCUGGGCGUGCUGCAGGUGGCCAAGUCCAAGUCCCUCCGCAGGUGGAAGGAACUGGAUGGCUACAUCACAGACUACGCCAAUGAGGCCAAGGACAAUGUGAAGUACCUGUACACCCUGGACAAGUUCUUUGGACCCCUCGUCAAGUGUACUCCGGCUUCUAUGAUUGAGCACAUCCCGAGCCUGAUGAAUGCUAUCCGGAUGAUCUACAGUAUCUCGCAGUACUACAACACAUCUGAGCGCAUGACCUCCCUGUUCGUCAAGGUCACGAACCAGAUGAUCACCACGUGUAAACACUACAUCAUGCAUGACGUCACCAAAAUUUGGGAACACAAGAGGCCUGUGGUGUUGCAGCGUCUAAACGAGUGCACGCAACUCAAUGAAGAGUACCAGAAGCAGUUUCAGCGUACCAAGGAAAAGCUCAAACAAAACCCCAACGAGAAACAGUUUGAGUUCAGUGAGAACUACAUCUUCGGCAAGUUUGACACGUUCUGCAAGCGUCUUGAGCGGAUAGCGGACAUGAUCAACACAAUAGAGAUGUUCUCCGGGCUCGGGGAGGUGAAAAUUGAGGGGAUUGACAUAAUUGUUGUCAAAUACAAGACCAUUGUGGAUAAUGCCAAGAAGAAGAACUACGAUAUUCUGGACCACAGGAAGGCAGAGUUUGACAACGAUUACCUAGAUUUCCGUAACCAGAUUGAGAACCUGCGUGCAAUGUUGCAGAACUUCAUGGACACCUGGUUCCAGAGACCUCUCACGACUGAGAAAGCGAUUGAUCUUCUGAACAAGUUUGAGGCGAUUGCUGGCUCUAAUCUGGACAUGAAUGAGAAGUACACCAAGGUUCUCAUGAACUACGGGCGUGACCUUGAAUCCAUCCGUAAACUCUACCAGAAGUUCAAACAAGAGCCCAUGAUACCCCGCAACCUGCCGCCAGUUGCAGGCAAGAUUGCCUGGGCUCGUCAGCUCUACCGGAAGAUUGAGAACCCCAUGAAGGCCUUUAAGACAAAGCCCGUCAUUCUCAAGUCUUCUGAGGCCAAGAAGAUUGUCAGGAAUUACAACAAGAUGGCUGGGGUGCUCAUGGAGUAUGAGAUGCUGUACCAUCGUGGCUGGCUGCGUGCUGUUGAAGCUGCCAAGUCUGGUCUCAAUGCCUCCCUGCUGAUCCGCCACCCUGACUCUGGCGAACUGUUUGUGAACUUUGAUCCCCAGGUCAUGGAGCUGAUACAGGAAGCCAAGUGCCUCCAGGCUAUGAACCUUGAGGUACCAGAGACAGUGAAGGGUCUUCAGACAAAGGAGGAGGAGAUCAAGCAGAACAAUGUAGACCUGACAGAUAUGCUUCGCGAGUACAAGAGGAUCCUGGGAAGCAUCUCGCCUGUGUUGGUGCCACUCAUGAAGCCAUACAAGGACAAAGUGGAGGAGGAGCUCCUACCAGGGGUUAUGUCCCUUACUUGGACUUCCCUAAACGUGACUGAAUACAUUUCCAAGACCUACAAGGUGAUGAGGGAUCUAGACAAACUGUCUAAGACUGUCCAUGACAUCCUGGAGUGCCGUAUUGAUGCUGUGCUUGAGGACAUGUCUGCCACCGCCCUCUGCGAACUCCCCGAAGAUGAGGCCAUUACCAUGGAGAAGUUCCUUGAUAUCACCAAUGAGGUCGUAGCUAACGCUUCCAAGUACCUGGCUAACCAGAGCCAUCUGGUGGAGACAGCAGUAUAUGACCUUGUGGCCCAGCUUCAGGCUGGUCUGCCAGAGGAGGACCGUAAAAACCUGGUCCCAGAGGAGGGGUACCAGUGUUACCAGCCUGACCACAAGAACAAGAAGGCGAGGUGUCAGGAGUGCAUUGCCUGUAGCUACUUCACCCUCCUCAACUACUUCACCCAGCGUAACACUGAAGCUCUUGUGAAAGGUACCCGCCUGUCUCUGGAUGCUAUCAAACGUCGUCUGCAGACAUCCAACAAGUACACUAAGGACGAAGACAAGGAUGAUCAGAAGAUCCCGCUGUUCUGUGCCGAGAUUGUGCUCCAAAUUCCCAAUGUUGUGAUGAAACCGAGCCUUGAUGACCUACAGCACUCCCUUAACAAAGCUGUGCAGGUCAUUCUGAAGGCCUCCCAGGAUAUCCCACAGUGGGAGCACUUGAUCAUCAACCAGAGGCAGCAGCAGAAGCGAGCUUUGUCGAUCAAGGAGAUGGAAAUUGCUGCUGGCGACCAGGCGGAUGAAGGAACAAUCAUGAAGCCAACGUCGGUGAUCAAGCCGCUGAACAAGAUCAUCAGCGAGCAUAAGGAUGUGGUGAAGAUCGUGAUUCAGCUGAACUCGAUCAUCUCGACCUUUAAGACAGACGUCCAUGAGGUGGUGGAGGGAUUUGCCCACUACAGCCACCUGUGGGAGAAGAGCCCGGAGGAAGCUGUCAAGGAGUUCAUGGAGGAAAAGCCCAUUAUGUCCGAGAUGGAGCAGAAAAUCAAGUACUACCAGCGUCUGGAGACUGAGCUAGAGGAGAUCCAGCCCUCAUACCGCGUGGGCUCCGUGACCUUCAUGUCCGACCCCCUAAAGCUUGCCCUGAUCACCGAGGCCCGUAACUGGAAACUGGCGUUCUCCAAGGCCCUGAACGACAAGUGUGCCCAGGACAUGGAUGAGAUUCUAGACUUCACAGAUAACCAGAUGAAGAAGCUGUCCCGCCCAGUGAAGGACCUUGACGACAUUCGCUCCCAAAUGGCCUCCCUUGCAGAGAUCCGCGAGGCUUCAAUCCGUAUUGACAUGACAAUCCAGCCAAUUGAAGAGGCAUAUGCUAUGCUAAACAAGUACAACAUUUUCUUCAACGACGGCAAUGCUGAGAGAGUGGACUCGCUGUCGUAUGGCUGGAAGAAGCUGAACACCCAGUCUCGUGAGGUGCAGGACAACCUCCUUGAGAUUCAACCCCAGUUCAAGGCCAACCUGCUGUCUGGCGUGGAGCAAUUCAUGGUGGACCAGACCGCGUUUGUCAGUGACUAUGACGUCACGGGCCCCAUGGUUGAUGGUAUCGAGCCUCGCGAGGCGUCAGACCGCCUCAACAUCUUCCAGGCCAAGUUUGACGAGCUGUGGCGCAAGUACAUCACCUACUCUGGCGGGGAAGAACUCUUUGGCCUUGCUGUGACCCCGUACCCUGAGCUACAGAGGAUCAAGAAGGAGUUGAACUUGCUACAGAAGCUUUACUCACUGUACAAUGUGGUUUUGGAGAACGUGAACGGCUACCAGGACAUCACCUGGGUGGAAAUCGACAUUGAGAAGAUCAACAACGAACUGCUUGACUUCCAGAACAAGUGCCGUAAGCUUCCUAAGGCUCUGAAGGAAUGGCAAGCUUAUGAGGAGUUGAAGAAGACGAUUGACGACUUCAACGAGACUUGUCCCCUGCUUGAGAUGAUGGCAAACAAGGCUAUGAUGACCCGCCACUGGGAGAGAAUCUCACAGAUCACAGGACACUCAUUUGAUGUGGAUGCGGAUAAUUUCUUACUACGUAACAUUAUAGAUGCCCCUCUGCUGCAGAACAAGGAAGAUAUUGAAGAUGUGUGUAUCUCGGCAGUGAAAGAGAAGGACAUUGAAGCCAAGUUGAAGGUUGUAGUUAAUGACUGGAGCACACAGACUCUUCAGUUUGGCAACUUCAAGACUCGUGGGGAGCUACUGCUUAAAGGUGAUACCACGUCAGAGACAGUGGCAUUGAUGGAAGACAGCUUGAUGGUGCUCGGCGGCUUGCUGAGUAACCGUUAUAAUGCCCCCUUUAAGCCGAAGAUCCAGGAGUGGGUCCAGAAACUUACGGGAACCACAGAGAUCAUUGAGAACUGGCUCGUUGUGCAGAACCUCUGGAUCUACCUGGAGGCUGUGUUCGUAGGCGGUGAUAUCGCCAAGCAGCUGCCUCAGGAAGCGAAGAGGUUCAGCAACAUUGACAAAUCCUGGCUGAAGAUCAUGCAGCGUGCGCAUGAGAACCCCAAUGUUGUCCAGUGCUGUGUGGGGGACGACACCAUGAUGCAGCUGCUUCCCCACUUGCUUGAACAGCUGGAGAUCUGUCAGAAAUCGCUGACAGGAUAUCUUGAGAAGAAACGUCUUGUCUUUCCCAGGUUCUUCUUCGUGUCCGACCCGGCCCUGCUGGAGAUUCUCGGUCAGGCUAGCGACUCCCACACCAUUCAGAACCAUCUGCUGUCAGUGUUUGACAACACACGCCUUGUGACGUUUGAUGAGAAGGUUUACGACAAGAUUCUUGAGAUCAACUCCCAGGAGGGGGAGACAGUGCCACUGGAUGCUCCAGUUAUGGCUCAGGGCAAUGUGGAGGUCUGGCUUGGUGAACUGCUGAACACAUCGAAGCGAUCAAUUCACGGUAUUAUCCGUAUGGCCAGUAUUGCCAUGGGAGAUCCUUCCUUCAACCUCAUCGAGUUUGAAAAUGACUACCCUGCACAGAUUGGUCUUCUGGGCAUCCAGAUGCUUUGGUCACGUGACGCAGAGGAGGCUCUCACAAACGCACGCACAGACAAGAAAGUGAUGCAGAAUACAAACCAGAAAUUCACGGACAUGCUCAACACACUGAUCCAGAUGACCACACAGGAGUUGAAGAAGAUUGAGAGGACAAAGUAUGAGACCCUGAUCACCAUCCACGUCCACCAGAAAGACAUCUUCGAUGACUUGGUGAAGAUGCACAUCCGAUCACCUGGAGACUUUGAGUGGCUUAAACAGUCCCGGUUCUACUUUAUUGAGGACACUGACAAGUGCCAGAUCUCCAUCACUGACGUAGACUUUAUCUACCAGAACGAGUUCCUUGGGUGUACCGAGCGUCUUGUGAUCACACCACUUACUGACAGAUGUUACAUCACCCUGUCCCAGGCUCUGGGCAUGUCCCUGGGAGGCGCCCCGGCCGGGCCUGCUGGUACCGGUAAAACAGAGACAACAAAGGACAUGGGUCGCUGUCUCGGCAAAUAUGUGGUCGUCUUCAACUGCUCCGAUCAGAUGGACUUCAGAGGUCUUGGAAGAAUUUACAAGGGUCUUGCCCAGUCUGGCUCCUGGGGUUGCUUUGACGAGUUCAACCGUAUUGAGCUGCCUGUGUUGUCUGUGGCUGCCCAGCAGAUCGCCAUUGUCCUGCUGUGUAAGAAGGAGAGGAAGUCGUCGUUCAUCUUCACUGACGGAGAUAACGUUGACAUGGACAUGGAGUUCGGCAUCUUCCUUACCAUGAACCCCGGUUAUGCUGGAAGACAGGAGUUGCCAGAGAACCUGAAGAUCAACUUCCGUACAGUGGCCAUGAUGGUCCCCGACAGAGGCAUCAUUAUCCGUGUGAAGCUUGCUGCUUGUGGUUUCCAGCAGAACAUAAUUCUAGCCAAGAAGUUCUUCACUCUCUACAAACUGUGUGAGGAACAGCUCACCAAGCAGGUGCAUUACGACUUUGGUCUGCGUAACAUCCUGUCUGUGCUGCGUACCCUCGGAGCAUUCAAGCGUGCAAACCCUGACGAUGCUGAGAUGGUCUGCGUCAUGAGAGUCCUGCGUGACAUGAACCUCUCCAAGCUGGUUGAUGAAGAUGAGCCCCUGUUUAUGUCGCUGAUUGAUGAUUUAUUCCCUGGAAUUGUCCUCGACAAGGCAGGCUACCCAGAGAUGGAGGCCUCCAUCGAGAAAAAGGUUGCAGAGGCGGGGCUGAUUCACCAUGCCCCCUGGGUGUUGAAGCUCAUUCAGCUGUUUGAGACUCAGCGUGUACGUCACGGUAUGAUGACCCUCGGACCCUCCGGUGCAGGCAAGACCAAGUGUAUCCACACACUCAUGAAGUCAAUGACAGACGUUGGCGAACCUCACAAGGAAAUGCGUAUGAACCCAAAGGCCAUCUCAGCCCCACAGAUGUUCGGGCGUCUAGAUGUGGCAACUAAUGACUGGACGGACGGAAUCUUCUCCACUCUUUGGAGGAGGACUCAUAAAACUAAAAAGGGUGAACACGUGUGGCUUGUACUUGACGGUCCAGUGGACGCUAUCUGGAUUGAGAACCUCAACUCUGUACUGGAUGACAACAAGACCCUCACCCUCGCUAACGGUGAUCGUAUCCCUAUGGCGCCAAACUGUAAGAUCAUCUUUGAGGUACACAACAUUGAUAACGCCUCCCCUGCCACCGUGUCCCGCAACGGUAUGGUGUUCAUGAGCAGCUCCAUUCUCGACUGGGAUCCUAUUUUGAAAGGUUGGCUGUUGACAAGGUCUGCAAGCCAGCAGACUAUAAUCUUCGAUGUGUUUGAGCAGCUGUUCCCUGUCCUCUACACCAACAUCGUACAGUUCAUGGAACCAAAGAUGGAUGUGUUGCAGUGCAACUACAUUCGUCAGGCCAUUGACCUCCUGGAGGGACUGAUUCCAAAACGUGACGAUAACAAGGAAAUCCCCAAGGACCAUCUCGAGAAACUCAUCGUGUUUUCUCUCAUGUGGUCACUUGGUGCCCUACUUGAACAGGCUGACAGGAAAAAGGUUGAAGACUUGAUCAAACAAAACAGCUCGGUGCCCAUGCCCACAUUUGAAGGCGAGGACACGAUAUUUGAGUACGUAGUCGGUGAGACUGGGCAGUGGGAACACUGGUCAGACCGUGUACCACAGUACUUGUACCCCGACUCAGAAAUCCCCGAGUAUACAAGCAUCCUUGUACCGAACGUUGAUAACGUGAGGACAGACUUCCUCAUCGACACAAUCUCCAAGCAGGGCAAAUCUGUCCUGCUCAUUGGUGAACAGGGCACAGCAAAGACAGUGAUGAUCCAGGGCUUUUGUGGGAAGUAUGACCCUGAGCUUCACAUGUUCAAGAGCUUCAACUUCUCGAGUGCGACCACGCCGUUCAUGUUCCAGCGCACUAUUGAGGGGCUCGUGGACAAACGUAUGGGCACCACUUACGGUCCCCCAGCUGGCAAGAAGAUGACAGUGUUCGUUGAUGACAUUAACAUGCCUAUCAUCAACAACUGGGGAGAUCAGAUCACGAACGAGAUAACACGUCAGAUGAUUGAGUGGAAGGGUUUCUUCAACCUUGAGAAACCUGGUGAGUUCACCAACAUUGUGGACAUUCAGAUGAUGGCAGCCAUGAUCCAUCCCGGGGGAGGCCGUAAUGACAUCCCUCAGAGACUCAAGCGACACUAUAAUAUCUUCAACUGCACCCUCCCGUCUAACAGCUCCAUUGACAAGAUCUUCUUGACCAUUGGCCAGGGCUACUUCAUCACGAAACGUGGCUUCCCAGAGGAGGUGACAGAGAUGAUUGGAAACCUGGUGUUGGCGACAAGGAAAAUCUGGCAGAAGACAAAGAUAAAGAUGUUGCCCACGCCGGCCAAGUUCCACUAUGUUUUCAACUUGAGAGAUCUCUCCAGAGUCUGGCAGGGCAUGCUUAACUGUACCAGCGAGAUUGUGACCAGCAUUGGCCUUCUCAUGUCGCUAUGGAAACACGAGUGUUUCCGUGUGAUCUGUGACAGAUUCACAGAGAUGACAGACAAAGACUGGUUUGAGAAAAACAUCAAACAGGUUGCGGAGGAGGAGUGUGGUGUUGCCGCGGCAACUGACAUGGCACCAGAGCCGUACUUUGUGGACUUCUUCAGAGAUGCUCCAGAACCUACAGGUGAUGAGCCUGAUGAUGCUGAUCUCGAUGCUCCGAAGAUUUACGAGCCGAUUCCAUCCCUGAAUGAGCUAGCAGAAAAGCUGAACGGUUACAUGGAGCAGUACAACGAGACAGUUAGAGGCGGGAAGAUGGAUCUUGUAUUCUUCAAGGAUGCCAUGACAAACCUGGUGAAGAUAUCCCGCGUGAUUCGCACACCUCGAGGCCAUGCACUGCUGGUGGGUGUGGGCGGGUCCGGCAAACAGAGUUUGACUCGCCUGGCAUCCUACAUUGCCACAUACAAGACCUUCCAGAUCACACUCUCAAGAUCGUACAACGUGAGCAACCUGAUGGAUGACUUGAAGUACCUGUACCGCACAGCUGGCCAGGAGGGACAUGGUAUCACAUUCCUUUUCACAGACCAGGAGAUCAAGGAUGAAGCCUUCCUUGAAUACAUGAACAACAUUCUCUCAUCUGGAGAGGUGUCUGGUCUGUUUGCCCGUGAUGAGAUGGAUGAGAUUCUCAAUGAGCUGAUAGCCACCAUGAAGAAGGACUUUCCACGGCGACCACCAUCAAAUGAGAACCUGUAUGAAUACUACCUGAGUCGCUGCAGGCAAAACCUACAUCUGUGUCUCUGUUUCUCACCUGUUGGUGAGAAGUUCCGUUCCCGCUCCCUGAAGUUCCCGGGGCUGAUAUCUGGCUGUACAAUGAACUGGUUCCAGCGCUGGCCCAAGGAUGCCCUCAUCGCAGUGUCCAACCACUUCCUCUCCAGCUACGACAUUGUGGCCACUCCUGCCGUGAAGAGUGCCGUUGUCAAUACCAUGGGUGUCUUCCAGGACCUGGUGGCUGAGCAGUGUAUUGAGUACUUCCAGCGGUUCCGUCGUCAGACAUAUGUGACACCAAAGUCAUACCUGUCCUUCAUUGCUGGCUACAAGGAGAUCUAUGGCCAAAAGAGGGGAGAGAUUGGCAUUCUGGCUGAAAGAAUGAACACAGGUCUAAAGAAGCUAGUGGAAGCCUCAGAAUCAGUCAAUGAGCUGUCGAAGGAACUAGCUGUGAAGGAAAAGGAGCUGGCAGUUGCCUCCAAGAAGGCUGAUGGUGUGUUGGCCGAAGUGACAGUCAGUGCCUCCGCUGCGGAGAAGGUCAAGGCUCAGGUCCAGGUGGUCAAGGACAAGGCCCAGAACAUUGUAGACACCAUCAAUGCUGACAAGGUUGUGGCUGAGGCCAAGCUGGAAGCUGCUAGACCGGCCUUGGAAGAGGCUGAGGCGGCUCUACAGACCAUUAAGCCAGCUCACAUUUCCACUGUGCGUAAGCUGGCCAAGCCACCACAUCUGAUCAUGAGAAUCAUGGACUGUGUGUUGCUGCUCUUCCAAAAGCGUGUUGAUGUAGUCCAGAUGGACCCAGAGAGGCCCUGUGUGAAACCCUCGUGGAGUGAAGCUCUAAGGCUCAUGUCUGCUGGAAACUUCCUCCAGGGCCUCCUUAACUUCCCCAAGGAUACCAUUAAUGGAGAGACUGUGGAGUUGCUAGCCCCAUACCUAGGAAUGGAAGACUACAAUCUGGAAGGUGCCCGCAAGGUGUGUGGUGAUGUUGCCGGUCUUGCUGCAUGGACACGGGCCAUGAGCUUCUUCUACAGUAUCAACAAGGAAGUCCUGCCCCUCAAGGCUAACCUGGCAGUUCAGGAGGCUAGGCUUGCUGUAGCCAUGCAGGAUCUUAACGAUGCCCAGGCCCAGCUGGAUGAGAAGAAUGCAGAGCUCGCCAAGGUCAUGGCUAUGUAUGACGCUGCAAUGGCAGAGAAACAGGCUCUGGUGGAUGAUGCUGAAGCUUGUAGGAGGAAGAUGACGAAUGCAACGGCCCUCAUUCAGGGUCUUGGAGGGGAGAGGGUCAGAUGGACCGCCGCCAGUAAGGGUUUCGAGUCUCAGAUACAGCGCCUCGUUGGUGAUGUGUUACUGAGUACAGGUUUCCUGUCGUACUGCGGGCCGUUCAACCAGGAGUUCCGUACCCUGCUCAGCAAAACAUGGAAGAAGGAGAUGAUAGCUGCUAAAAUCCCCUACACUGAAGAACUUGAUGUUGUGAAACUGCUUGUCGACAAUGCUACCAUCAGUGAGUGGAAUUUGGAAGGACUGCCAAACGACGACCUGUCCAUUCAGAACGGUCUUAUUGUAACCAAGGCCUCCCGCUAUCCCCUGCUCAUUGACCCCCAGGGGCAGGGCAAAAUCUGGAUCAAGAAUCGUGAGUCAAAGAACGAGCUCCAGCUAACAUCCCUCAACCACAAGUACUUCAGGACCCACCUAGAAGACGCCCUGUCCCUUGGGCGGCCUCUGAUUAUUGAAGAUGUUGGAGAGGAGUUGGACCCCGCCCUAGAUAACGUGUUAGAGAAGAACUUCAUCAAAUCGGGCUCAACAUUUAAGGUGAAAGUUGGAGACAAGGAGGCUGACAUUAUGAAGGGUUUCAUGCUGUACAUCACUACUAAGUUGGGUAACCCGACCUACACACCUGAAAUCUCCGCCCGCACGUCCAUUGUAGACUUCACUGUCACCAUGAAGGGUCUGGAGGAUCAGCUGCUAGGUGUGGUCAUCCUCACUGAGAAACAGGAACUUGAGCAAGAGCGUACACACCUUCUGGAGGAAGUGACGGCCAACAAGCGUAAGAUGAAGGAGCUUGAAGACAACCUGCUGUACCGUCUCACAUCCACCGAGGGCUCCCUUGUUGAGGAUGAGUCGCUCAUUGAGGUGCUCUCUACCACCAAGCAUACUGCGGAAGAGGUCAGUGAGAAACUGAAGAUUGCCGCGGAGACCGAGAUCAAGAUCAACACGGCUAGAGAGGAGUUCAGACCUGUCGCCAACCGGGGUAGUAUCAUGUACUUCUUGAUCGUGGAGAUGAGUAUGGUCAACAUCAUGUACCAGACCUCCCUGCGUCAGUUCCUUCAACUGUUUGACUUGUCCAUGGCGAAAUCCCAGAAGUCUCCGAUCACGGCUAAAAGAAUCCACAACAUCAUCGAGUACCUGACAUUUGAGGUGUUUGCGUACACAGCCCGAGGUCUGUUUGAGGCUGACAAGUUCCUGUUUACCAUCCUGAUGACCUUGAAGAUAGAGAUCAACAACAACCGGAUCUCACACACGGAGUUCCAGUGCUUCAUCAAGGGUGGUGCUGCUCUGGACUUGAAUGCUGUAGAACCCAAGCCAAGAAAGUGGAUUCUGGAUAUGACCUGGCUCAACUUGAUUGAGUUAGGAAAACUGCCACAAUUCUCCCAAAUCAGCUCACAAGUUGGGAGAAAUGACAAGGCCUGGAAGGCGUGGUUUGAUGAGGACGCCCCUGAGGAGGUUCCCAUCCCAGAUGGGUACGCCACCACCCUCGACACAUGGAAGAAACUUCUCCUGAUCCGUGCAUGGUGCCCGGACAGAUGUAUCCCCAUGGCCAGGAAAUACAUCUCUGAAGCUAUGGGAGCUAGGUUUGCGGAGGCAGUGAUUUUGAACAUGGAGACUAUGCAUGCUGAGUCUACAACGAGAACACCACUUAUCUGCUUCCUCACCAUGGGAUCUGAUCCCACAGAGAACAUCAUGCUGCUCGCCAAGAAAUUGAACAUACAAUGCAGUGCGAUCUCCAUGGGUCAGGGUCAGGACGUACAUGCUCGUCGCCUGCUGUCCAUCUCCAUGGCCGAGGGCAAGUGGGUCCUACUCCAGAACUGCCAUCUUGGUCUCGACUUCAUGGAUGAACUUCUAGAUACUGUGACAAACACCGAGAACCAGCAUGAAUCUUUCCGUUGCUGGCUGACAUCAGAGGAGCACCCGAAGUUCCCCAUCAACCUACUGCAGUCUUCCAUCAAGUUCACUAAUGAGCCCCCACAGGGAGUGAAGGCUGGUCUCAAGAGAACAUAUGCCCUUGUGACACAGGAGCAACUUGAGUACAGUAACCUGCCACAGUGGAAGCCCAUGUUGUAUGGCGUGGCAUUUCUCCACACGACUGUUCAGGAGAGGAGGAAGUUUGGACCAAUCGGAUGGAAUAUCCCUUACGAGUUCAACCAAUCAGAUUUCACUGCCACUGUGCAGUUUGUGCAGAACCACUUGGAUGACAUUGAUCCCAAAAAGGGUGUAUCAUGGACAACAGUGCGCUAUAUGAUCGGUGAGGUACAAUAUGGGGGUCGUGUCACGGACGACUAUGACAAGCGUCUACUCAACACAUACUCCCGAGUAUGGUUCAGUGAGGGCAUGUUUGCCGACUCAUUCCAGUUCUACACAGGUUACAAGAUUCCUAGGUGCAAGAACCUGGCAGAGUACGUAGCAAACAUUGAGAGUCUGCCAUUGUCUGACAGCCCAGAAUGCUUCGGUCUCCACUCCAAUGCUGACAUCACGUAUUCCACCAACACAGCAAACACCAUGUUGGAGACGAUUGUGAACAUUCAGCCGAAGGAUUCCGGUGGCGGCGGUGGUGAGACCCGUGAGAGCGUUGUGUAUAAGCUGGCUGAUGACAUGCUGGAAAAACUCCCAGAAGACUAUAUUCCUCACGAGGUGAAAGAGCGCCUGCGUAAGAUGGGCCACCUUCAGCCAAUCAACAUCUUCCUGCGGCAGGAGAUUGACCGCAUGCAGAAGGUCAUCACCCGUGUAAGGCUCGACCUUAAGGACCUGAAACUGGCCAUUGACGGCACCAUCAUCAUGAGUGAGAACCUGAGAGAUGCCCUGGAUAACAUGUUUGACGCUCGUGUUCCAACAUCAUGGAAAAAGAUUUCCUGGGAGUCGGCCACACUUGGUUUCUGGUUCACGGACCUUCUUGACAGGAACAGUCAGUUCAACUCCUGGCUGUUUGACGGCCGCCCAACAACUUUCUGGAUGACAGGAUUCUUCAACCCUACUGGUUUCCUGACUGCUAUGAGACAGGAGAUUACCCGAGCCCAUAAGGGCUGGGCGUUGGACUCUGUGAUUCUGGACAAUGACGUCACCAGGAUGAUGAAAGAAGACGUCCACAGUCCGCCUGGAGAAGGUGUGUACAUCUAUGGUCUGUUCCUGGACGGUGCUGGCUGGGACCGACGUAACGCCCGCCUGAUUGAACCAACGCCCAAGGUGCUGUACACGAUGAUACCCGUGGUGCACGUGUUUGCAGUGAACCAGGAGAAGAGCAAAGUGCAGAACAUGUAUGAAUGUCCCGUGUACAAGAAGCCCAGACGUACGGAUCUCACCUACAUCUUCCCGCUCGCACUAAGGACGAACAAGAAUCCCGACCACUGGACGCUCCGUGGUGUUGCGCUACUCUGCGACACCAAAUAAACUGUUUUUCUGAAUUCUAGGCGCUCCAUCAAGUGACUCUACUGUAUGACACCAUACUAACUGUUAUUUACUAUGAGAAUUAUGUUUGUGUUGUGAGGUUUUUCUGUACUGUAACAGUGUUUAAAUAUGAGGAUUGGACUAGAAUUAUGUUUGACAGUAUAAUGUCUUACCACAGAAAAACUGUGAUUUUAAAUUUUUCAAUUUAUAACUUAUGUACUGAACUUUGAUUGUGACUUUUUUUAUUUUUUUUAUUUUGUGAUUAAUUCAUAUUGAGAUGUGGUUUGAAGUAGUAAAUCUGUGAUGUGUUUGUGCUGAUAUUUAUACUUUAUACAUAUAUUGUGAUAUCUUAUAGAUACUGAUCCGUGUUUUGCAUUUAUGUUAGGUAGUCUAACAAAAUGGUACAAUGUCAAUAAAGUUUUUGGUGAAGAUAUAUUUCGACAUGAUGAACGCUAUGUUUUUUCCCAGUGUAUUUUAUCUUGCUGGGAAGUUUGAAAUGGUGUUUGUUUGACUAUUUCUUCCGCAUUUAAUUCUUAAAUAUUUAAUUUAAUGUUUAUUGUGUUUGUAUUAUAUUUUUGAGACUAAAUAUAUAUCAUAAUGUAUUCUUUUGUUACAUAAUUUUUAAUUUUAUUAAUAAUUGAAAUAUUUUGAGUAUUAUAAUGCUGUUUUCUUUACCUUUAUAUACUUGUGUAUCAGAUUUAAUCUGUAAUUAUAAGAUUCAACUAAUUAAAAUGUUAGAAAUUAAACUAGCAACAAGUACCGUCCAUUUAUUAGAUAUAAAAACUCCGUCCAUUUAUAUGAUUUUGUUAUACCUUUCUAAAGUCGUUUUUAUAUUUGUUGACAAUGGUUGUGAAAUAAAUAAUAUUUUCUA